AUAUGACCUCCCACAUUCGUAAUUUCGUAGAAAAACAUAAGUUUUCCUCAUGUUCCGUGCCGUGCUUUCCCCGAACCACGUUACCGGUAACACCACGGUAUGACGGUAGGUCAAGUGGACCGUUACAAGAUUCAAGGGUAGAUCGCAAGGAGAUGCCAAGUACAGUAAGAUAACUCUAAACCAACUACAAAGGGAAACCUCAGAAAGUCAAUUGCCUCACUCGUGAUCUGCUUAUCUAACAUUGUCCAACAUUACCUAACAAAGAACCCUGACUUAAACCGAUUUUAACCUCCGAUCUCGUUGGACUAACCAUGUCAUCGCUUUAACGUCGGAGUUCCUAUUUAUCUUGAACUGUUCCUGCCGUGAAUUGAACCUGACUAGAAUCUAGACCAAGCCUUUUUACCAAUUGAAGAUUCGCUUUAUUAUCCCACAAAGCAACAAUAAUUCGUCAACUCGUACAACCUAUACCUCUACCUCAACCUAAACAGAAAAAACAACGGGGAUCCAGACAACAAAGAAAGAUGCUCCAAGCCAUCUCCUCCAACCACGACGCCCACCAUGAGCGUCGGCGCAAGAAUUCCCUAGCAAGCCUAACAUCCUCUCUCCAAGACAAUAAGAAGCACCUCCUCCUAGCCGCCUCCGGAUCCGUCGCCACAAUCAAACUCCCCCUAAUAAUCGAAGCCCUAGCCGAGCGCCACUCCCAACGGAACAGCAGCCAAGACCUCAGCAUCCGCGUGCUGUUAACCCCAUCAGCCACACGCUUCCUAUCCGGCCAAUCCCGGGAGCAACCCCCCGUAUCCUCACUCCUCUCCAUGCCAUGCGUGGACGGCGUAUACGUAGAUGCAGACGAGUGGCGCGAGCCGUGGAAGCGCGGCGACGCAAUCCUGCAUAUUGAGCUCCGGCGCUGGGCCGACCUCCUCGUCAUCGCCCCCCUAAGCGCGAACACCAUGGCCAAAAUCGUAGGCGGUUUCGCCGACGGCAUACUGACGAGCGUGGUGCGGGCUUGGGACGCCUGGGGCGAGCUGGACAGCGACACGGGGAGGAAGCGGAAGAAGCACAUUAUCGUCGCGCCCGCCAUGAACACGGCAAUGUGGCGACACCCCGUGACCGCCAAGUCGCUGCGCGUGCUCGAGGAAGAGUGGGGCGUGGGCGGCCACGGCAGCGCAAAAGCGCGUCCCGCGCAUCCCGCAACCGAUGACGAGGGGCCCACUCCUGAGCCGAAGAGGGAGGGAGACGAUGGGGGGUGGUUCGAGGUUUUGAGACCGCAGAGUAAGACACUUGCCUGUGGCGACGUCGGCGACGGCGCUAUGAUGGAGUGGAAGGAGAUCGUGGCUGUUAUUGAGGAGAGGUUGGGGUUGGAGGAGUGACUGGUUGAUUGGGUGGUUGUGUAGAUGGCGAAAGGAUCGCUGGACGGGGCGUUCGGACGAGCGGUGGGGGUGGCGUUGUACGAGAAUUAAAAAAGCAAAGACGGACAAGGGCAACGGGGGUAUCUGGGUGUUUUACCGUCAAAAUAAUCCAGUAUGGGCUUCGUCAAAUGGAGAUGGCUACUCGUUUAAAUCUAGGGAGAUCUACGAAGACAGACGAGUCACGUAUGGAAGACAUAAUAGCAAUAGCAAAGCACAGAAGUAAUCAGAGCCAGUUUAACACAAUGCAAUAUUUGCAACUUAU
Annulohypoxylon maeteangense is the source of this 1668-nucleotide messenger RNA. RefSeq names its product flavoprotein. The record is from RefSeq and is a predicted model, not a curated record. The coding region runs from base 522 to 1367 and encodes 281 amino acids. NCBI's taxonomy places the organism in Eukaryota, Fungi, Ascomycota, Sordariomycetes, Xylariales, Hypoxylaceae. Gene Ontology annotation, biological process: coenzyme A biosynthetic process. The transcript is spliced from 3 exons. Gene Ontology annotation, molecular function: phosphopantothenoylcysteine decarboxylase activity; FMN binding. Gene Ontology annotation, cellular component: phosphopantothenoylcysteine decarboxylase complex.